UUAAAUAAAUCAACAGUCCUCAAAUCUCACACUUCACCUCCCCACCUCCCCACCUCACACUCUCUUCCAGACCUCAACGCCCAAAAUGGGUUUCCUCUCCUACAUUUUCCUUCUCUUUGCUUUCUUUUGCUACUUCCAACUAGCUCACUCUCGAAGCUCACCGCUUAGCUCCAAAACGACAGUGCUCGACGUCGCUGCUUCAAUUCAUACGACCUUAAACGCCCUGUCGUCGGAGUCUCACACGCAGGCAUUGAGCCAACAAGACCAGAGCUCCUCAGCUGCUUCUUCACUUUCUCUGCCGCUACAUUCUCGAAUUUCACUUCACAAGCCUUCCCACAGUGACUACAAGUCGCUCACUUUGGCUCGACUCGAGCGUGACUCAGCCCGAGUCAGAUCUCUCACAACCCGGUUAGAUCUGGCUCUUCAAGGCAUUGCCACGUCGGAUCUUAAACCCGUGGAUACCGGCAACGGGUUGGAGCUUGAGGAAGCCAAGGGUUUUGAGGGUCCCGUCAUUUCCGGGACGAGUCAGGGAAGCGGCGAGUACUUCUCCCGAGUCGGAAUCGGCAAACCACCGAGUCCGGCCUACGUGGUGCUCGACACGGGUAGUGACGUCAGCUGGGUGCAGUGCGCACCCUGCGCCGACUGCUAUCAACAAGCCGAACCCAUCUUCGAGCCGACUUCCUCGGAUUCCUUCUCGCCUCUCUCGUGCGAAAACCAACGGUGCAAGUCCCUCGACGUGUUCGAGUGCCGCAACGACACAUGUCUCUACGAGGUGUCCUACGGCGACGGCUCCUACACCGUCGGCGACUUCGUCACGGAGACCAUCACCAUCGGCGGGGUUGCGGCGAAGGACAUAGCCAUCGGCUGUGGGCAUACCAACGAGGGCUUGUUCAUCGGCGCGUCUGGGCUCCUCGGACUUGGAGGCGGCCCGUUGUCGUUUCCUUCCCAGCUCAAUGCUACGUCAUUUUCCUACUGCCUCGUGGACCGUGACUCUGACUCGGCUUCAACUCUUGAGUUUAACUCCCCGCUCCAUCCCAAUGCCGUGACGGCUCCGUUACGCCGUAACCCUGAGCUCGACACGUUUUACUAUAUCGGCCUAGCCGGACUGAGCGUAGGCGGCGAGUUGCUACCGAUUCCCGAGUCGGCUUUUCAGAUAGACGACAGCGGAAACGGCGGAAUCAUCAUCGACUCGGGCACGGCGGUGACUCGGUUGCAGACGGACACUUACAACGCGCUCCGUGAUGCGUUCGUGAAAGGCACCAAGGACUUGACGUCCACCCAAGGCGCGGCGCUGUUCGACGUGUGUUACGACUUGUCGUCGAAGAAGAGCGUUGAGGUGCCAACGGUGUCGUUUCACUUCGCGGACGGGAAAGUGUUACCGUUACCGGCUAAAAAUUACCUGAUACCGAUUGACUCGGAGGGGACUUUUUGCUUUGCGUUCGCGCCCACGCCCUCCUCGAUGUCAAUCAUUGGGAAUGUCCAACAGCAAGGGACACGUGUCGGUUUCGACAUCGCUAAUUCGGUGGUUGGGUUCUUCCCCAACCAAUGCUAGACAGAUAAAUUAGGCGUAAUGUUUUUGACCAUUUUCUUUUUCUUUUUAAUUAUAGUUUUUAGGAACCUGCCUCCCUGUUCAGUUCUUGUUUGUCCAUGUUACCAAAUCUACAUCUUCUUCUCU
This is a messenger RNA of Prunus persica (peach), 1675 nucleotides long. RefSeq names its product protein ASPARTIC PROTEASE IN GUARD CELL 1. Gene Ontology annotation, biological process: proteolysis. Gene Ontology annotation, molecular function: aspartic-type endopeptidase activity. The record is from RefSeq and is a predicted model, not a curated record. NCBI's taxonomy places the organism in Eukaryota, Viridiplantae, Streptophyta, Magnoliopsida, Rosales, Rosaceae.